This is a messenger RNA of Anopheles stephensi (Asian malaria mosquito), 10643 nucleotides long. It is a transcript of the gene gek, whose product is annotated as serine/threonine-protein kinase Genghis Khan. Gene Ontology annotation, cellular component: cytoskeleton; cytoplasm. Gene Ontology annotation, biological process: peptidyl-threonine phosphorylation; actomyosin structure organization. Gene Ontology annotation, molecular function: ATP binding; protein serine/threonine kinase activity. The coding region runs from base 1286 to 7426 and encodes 2046 amino acids. The transcript has 23 exons. The record is from RefSeq and is a predicted model, not a curated record. NCBI's taxonomy places the organism in Eukaryota, Metazoa, Arthropoda, Insecta, Diptera, Culicidae.
GUGAACGGUGAAAAGUGGAAUUUCUCUCGGACGAAGCACCAUCAUCCAGCCGUGUGCAGUAUUGCGAUCGCCGUGCAAGUCGGAAACUGUGGCCAGCUUGCAUGAAAUUGGUGUGAAAAGUGAUUACAAAAUUUUGGGUGUACGGGCGAAGCCGUGCCAACGUGACCCCAUGGCGACGACAGCGGUGUUCUUCUCUCCACGGGAAGGCACUGUGUGUGGCUAGUGUGACGACAGUGUAGUGUAGUAGGGUAGAAAGCUAUUUGCGUUUUGCUUCACUUCCUUCGUUUGUGUGCGUGCGUGCGCGGGUGCGUGUGUACCGACGAGAACCAAUAAACCAGCAGGCAGGGAGGGGGAAAAAAGGUGGCAAAAGUGCAACAACACCACAACAAAAGCGAAAGAAUCGACUCAUUUCGCCUACUUCGUUGGUGUGUUGGUGUGUGUCCCUCUCUGUGUAACGUGUGUGCGUGCGCGUGUACGUGUGUUUAUAGUGUUCUCCACUGUCAGCUGUCAAUUUAGAGUGAAGGCGCCGCCUGCUAGUGGAACGCAAAAUUGGAUUGAAGUAAGCGGUUCAGCGUUGCGUCGUCGUUCGUACAAAGCAGGCAAACACACAGCUACACACAUCCGGCAGACGCACAUACAGCGGUGCCAACCAUAAAAGACUUUUAGCCUCAUCAUCAUCCUCAGUUACACGUCAUUCAGCGGAGACGAUCAAAUGGUACAGCAGUGCAACGGUGGUGAACCACCAUUACGGUGGUGGCGGUUGUCCUAAUGUCCUUUCGCAGGACUAUCGCCGCCGCCAUUCGGUUCCUGUCACCGAAGGAGCCGGAUGUGAGCCGCUUUCGUCGCAAACGUUACCAACACUGCUUACCACUGAUACUGCAACCGGGCAGCGACAGUGCUAGCGAUAGCAGCGGUUACCACUAUCACCAGACACUGUAACACUGAGUAGAACCUGCAAAGGAGAGGGAGAGAGAAAGAGCGAGCUAGCUGGAGAAGUUUCCGUUUUGCAGUAGAAUUAAAUUGUUGAAGCGUUAAAAUUAUUUGUCAAGCUGCGGAUUGCGGCACACGCGUCACUGCGCCGUAAAGCGGUGACCUAAUGAAACGAAAGUAGCACGCGGAGGCUUAGAUAGGAUUUAAGAAAUCUAUCGCUCGAAAUAACAAGCACCAGAACGGUCAAUUGUUGGUGUUUAAGUUUCGCUUGCGUAGUUCAAAUUGAUAGUCGUCGCGAAAACAAAAUUAGAGGAGCGUAUUCCUAGUGCGAGAUAGAGAUAAGGCGCCAAGGACGAUGGCUUCCGAUCAGAAGGAUGUCCUCGCUGGACUGAAUCUAGCCAAACUGUCUGUUCAAUCACCCGCGGCACGCCUCAAAGAGCUGGAAAACCUCAUCCUGGAUCAGGUCGCAAACAAUAACUUCAGCAACAACGGUAGCAAUGGUACCGCCACAAACAAUUCCGGCAGCAGCCCGCUGUUCGCCAGCCUUCUUAGUGGAGCAGUUGCGGCUGCGGGCCUGUCUGGGGAAAAGUUCCUGUCGGUGGAAACGAUGCUCGACUGUUUGCUGGUGCUGUACGACGAAUGCUGCAAUUCGUCGUUGCGCCGCGAAAAGACGGUGUCGGACUUUAUCGAGCUGAUGAAGUCGGUGGUGCAGGGCAUCAAGCAGCUGCGGUUGUCGCGUGACGAUUUCGAGGUGCUGAAGGUGAUCGGUCGCGGUGCGUUCGGCGAGGUGUGCGUCGUCCGGAUGCAUCACACUAGUCAGAUCUAUGCGAUGAAGAUACUGAACAAAUGGGAAAUGUUGAAGCGCGCCGAAACGGCUUGCUUCCGCGAGGAGCGCGAUGUGCUGGUCUUUGGUGAUCGGCGGUGGAUAACGAAUUUACAUUACGCUUUUCAGGAUGACAUUAAUUUGUAUCUCAUUAUGGAUUACUACUGUGGCGGUGAUCUGUUAACGUUACUGAGCAAGUUCGAGGAUCGUCUACCCGAGGAUAUGGCCCGGUUCUACAUCGCCGAAAUGGUCCUAGCAAUACACAGCAUCCACGAGCUAAAGUACGUGCAUCGGGACAUUAAGCCGGACAAUAUAGUGCUGGAUGCGAGUGGGCAUGUGCGUCUGGCUGAUUUCGGUUCCUGCAUGCGGCUCGGCCCACAAGGCACGGUACAGUCGAACGUGGCGGUCGGCACACCCGACUACAUUUCGCCCGAAAUUCUGCGCGCGAUGGAGGACGGGCAGGGCAAGUACGGUCCCGAGUGUGACUGGUGGUCGUUGGGCGUGUGCAUGUACGAGAUGCUGUUCGGCGAAACACCGUUCUACGCGGAGAGUCUAGUCGAAACGUACGGCAAGAUAAUGAACCACAAAAACUCGUUCGACUUCCCGAACGACGACGAAGAGUACGGUGUGAGCGAGCAGGCGAAGGAUUUAAUCCGGCGGCUGAUCUGCGCACCCGAGUACCGGCUCGGCCAAAACGGUAUCGACGAUUUCAAGGCCCAUCCGUGGUUCGAGGGCAUCAACUGGGACACGAUACGGAACGAGCAGGCACCGUACAUACCGGAGGUUUCUAGUCCAACCGACACGUCCAACUUCGACGUGGACGAUACGGAUAUCAAGCUGUCCGAUGCCGUACCGCCCACCACGAACCCUGCCUUCUCCGGUCACCAUCUGCCAUUUGUGGGCUUCACCUUCACGAAGGACAGCUCCCUGUCGGACGUGGGCCGAUUGUCGCGUGCCAUCACGACGCAUAGCAUUAAUCAACCGCUGCCACCGCUGAAGCUGGACAAGCACGGUUCGGAGGAGAAGCAACGGCUCAGCCCGGACAGUACGCGCAAGCUGCAGGAUGAAAUCAACAUCCUCACCAAGCGUAACUGCGAGCUGGAAAGCCAGAUCAAGAGCUUCGAGCGGGUGGGCGCCAUGUCGGUCGGCACGGCAGAUUCGGCCGACUCGGUCGACGGUCAGGUGGACGCCAAGAUCAAGGAGAACGAAAAACUGAUACGCUUGCUGCGGCAGGAAAAAGACGACCUGCAGAAAGAGCACCAAGAUUCGCUGGAUCGGUUAAAGCAGCAGGACAAAGAGCUGAAGGAUGCGCUGGAGCAGCGCAAGCUGGCGAUGGCCGAAUAUACCGAGGUAACGGACAAGCUUUCGGAUCUACGCCAACAGAAGCAGAAACUGUCGCGGCAGGUACGCGAUAAGGAGGAGGAGCUUGAGGUGACGAUGCAGAAGGUGGAUACGCUGCGCAGUGAGCUGCGCAAGACGGACAAACUGCGCCGUGAGCAGGACGCCCGCGUACAGGACCUUAUUUCGGAGCUAAACCGAGAGCGGCAGCAGCGCGAACGGUCGGAGGAAUGCUACCGACAGCUGCAGAUGGAAGCACGCAGCCGAAGCUCAUCGGAGCUCGGAUCUUCCAACUCGCUCGGUAUUUCCUCCUCGGAUUCCAUUCGGUUGGAGAUUGAUCGGCUGGAGGUGGAGUACAGUGAGAAGAUUAACCAACAGCAAACGCGCUACAACAUCGAAAUAUCGGCCUUAAGAGAUCAGCUGAACGAAGCGGACAACCAUCGGGAGAUGCUUCAGCGGGAGUUGCAACAGGCGCGCGAAAAGCUCGACUCGAGCCGGCUUGAAUCGCUCACCGAUUCGGAAGAAACGAUUCUCGAGUUGCGGAAGCGACACGAGCGCGAGAAAAAGAUUCUGCUCGACGAUAACCGUAAGCUGAUCACGGAUCUGGAGAUGAUCAGUGAAGCGAACCGCCGUCUGACAGCCGAACGGCUACAAAUGGAAAGCGAAUAUGAGGACCUAAGAAAUAGACGCCAAGCAUUCAGCCAAUGGGAACGUCAGAUAGCGGAGAUCAUUCAGUGGGUAUCGGACGAGAAGGAUGCGCGCGGUUAUCUGCAGGCGCUCGCCACCAAGAUGACCGAGGAGCUCGAGUACCUGAAGCACACCGGUCCGCUCAAUCACAACGCGAGCGACAACAAGAACUGGCGCAACCGCCGCUCGCAGAAGCUGGACAAGAUGGAGCUGCUUAAUCUGCAGAGCUCGCUGCAGAACGAAAUCCAGGCAAAGGCGGUGAUUUCCGAGGAGCUUACGCGUACCCGUACCGAUCUCGUGGCCGCUCAAAAGGAUUUGCGAGAGACGCGGCAGAUAUGUGAAUCGAUCGGUAGCGAACUGAAGCGCAAGGAGAGCGUGAUCAAGGAGCUACAGCAGCGGCUUGAGUCGAACGAAGGAUUGUCGCUCCCGGUACUGCAACUGUUGGGUCAUGGAGAUGGAUCGACAACAAGCAGCCGGAGAAGCACCAGCAGCAUACGUGGUUUGGGUAGUGAACUUCCUCCACCCACCGGCAGCGGACGGUCGAGAAGUUCCCGGGAGGUAGAAAUGCGAGACGUGCUAGAGACGGUACGGAAACAGCAGCUAUCAUCGGCCGCAGCACCGUCCACCGCUCCCAGCACCACCGCUGCCGACGAUGACGAUCGGAUGAUCGUGGAGGAUUUGCUGAAGGAUCUUCAUCGGGGCGAAGGAAACAUACGGCCAUCGAAAGGAAGCAAGGCGAAGAAUGCAACACUGACAGGAGACACAGCGGAGCUGACGGAAUUCGAACGGGCUGUCCUGAGCAAGUACAUCCGGGAACUGCAGGAAACGGGAGAAGGAGGAGAAGGCAGCUCUCCGGAUGUGCAGCACAUAGCGCCGGCAGACGUUCAAGUCCUGGAAAGACCGUCCUCGCAGAUGUCCUAUUUGGAUCACUUCCUGAAAGAGUCUGGAGGCGUUGGAAGUGGUGGUGGCGGCGGCGGUGGAGGUGGCGGUUCCAGCUCAACGACGCACACAAACUCAACAUUAGCCAUCAACAUGCCAGCAGCCGGAUCGAGCAGUAGCACAGUUCCACCGCACCGCAAAAGCAGUAGCGGUAGCCAGCACGUAAACACAUCCACCAGCUCCUCCUCGAACAAUCUCACCUCCACGAAUGCACCGCACCUUAAUCAAACCCAUAAUCAAAGCCUCUCGUCACUACACCAACAACAAUUACACCACCAACAGGUACAGCAGCAGCAGCAGAGUCAGGCACAGCAGUUGCAGCCGCAGCACACAUACAGCAACCAGCAGCAGUUGCUUCAACAGCAUCAACAGGAACAGGCACAGCAGCAGCAGCAGCAGCAGCAGCAGCAACCAACGAUGCACCAUUCGAACUAUUCGAUGGAGAGUGAGGACGGUGAUGUGGAGGAUAACAAUCGCGGCCACUCACUGUCCAGCUCGAAGAGCAAUCUGAGCGAUCAUUCACUGAGCAUGCACAGCGUAAUGAUGUCCCAUCAGCAGGACCUGCAUCCCCAUCGGCAACAGAAGGCGAAGGUACAUCAGUUCCUGGUGCGCACCUUCUCCAGCCCAACCAAAUGCAAUCACUGCACCUCGCUAAUGGUGGGCCUAACGCGCCAGGGUGUGGUGUGCGAGCUGUGCGGGUUCGCCUGCCACAUGAUCUGCUGCCCGAAGGUACCGACCCAAUGUCCGGUUCCGUCCGACCAGACGAAACGACCGCUCGGGAUUGAUCCGACGCGUGGCAUCGGCACGGCGUACGAAGGUUACGUGAAGGUGCCCAAGCUGGGUGGCGUGAAGCGUGGCUGGGUGCGCCAGUUUGUCGUAGUGUGUGAUUUCAAGCUGUUCCUGUACGAUAUCUCCGCCGAUCGCAGUGCACUGCCGAGUGUGCACGUUACACAGGUGUUGGAUAUGCGUGAUCCCGAGUUUACGGUUUCCGGUGUGCGUGAAAGUGAUGUCAUUCACGCAACGAAGAAGGACGUACCGUGCAUAUUUAGAAUUACAACAUCGCUGCUAGACGGUGGCCCAUCACUGCAAACGCUGAUGCUGGCGGACACCGAGUCGGAAAAGGCGAAAUGGGUCGUGGCACUGAGCGAACUGCACCGCAUCCUGAAGCGAAACAAUCUCCCGAACACGGCCAUGUUCCGGGUGCGCGAAGUGCUCGACAGCACCGUGUCGGCGAUCCGUAACGCACUGAGCGCGCUCAUUAUCGACCCGGAAAGGAUACUGCUCGGUACGGAGGAUGGACUGUUCUGUCUCGAUCUCGACCGCAGCCAGAUCGCACGGAUCGGCGAAAGCAAGAAGGUGUACCAGCUGUGGUACAUCGCCGAGGAACAGCUGCUGGUGAUACUGUGCGGCAAGCAGCGCCAUCUGCGGCUGUUACCGAUCCGUGCGCUCGAGACGGUCGAUGUCGAGUGGAUCAAGGUGGCAGAGUCGAAGAACUGCAUCACGGCCUGCACCGGCAUUAUCGAGCGCGGCCCGCAGCCCGUGUUUUGCAUUGUGCUAGCGCUGAAGCGCCAAAACACGUCCCAGAUUGUGGUGUACUUGGUGAACCGGGACCGCAGCCGGCAUCACAAGAUGUGCGAGUUUACGGUCGCGUACCCGGUGCAGAGCUUGCAGGUGCUAUCCGACAUGCGGUUGGCCGUUGGACAUCAGAGUGGAUUCACCGCGUACUGCCUGCAGGGUGCGGCCAAAGCAAUGCCUUUGGUGCACCCGGAAAAUCAACUGAACAAUUUCCUUAACUUUUCCGGCGUUGAUGCGUGGCGUGUGAUUGAAAUUCAGUCCGGUCACGGAGGCAAUGUGCACGGUGAAUACUUGCUCGUGUUUCAAACGCUCGCGAUCUACGUCGAUCUGCAGGGGCGUAAAUCGCGCGACCGUGAAAUCAUGUAUCCGGCUGUCCCGAAGCAUAUCACCUACUGUGACGGCCAUCUACUAGUCUACUCGGAAACCCAUCUGGACAUCUUCAACACGCAGACCGCCGAAUGGGUGCAGUCAAUUGGUUUAAAACGUUCCCGUCCACUGAUGAACAAUGGCAGCCUUACGUUGACCUAUCUCAACGAUAGCGUCCACGUCGUUUACCUGGCGAACAUGCACACGAGAGAAUUGCUCAAUCUUUCCCCAUGUGAUCGUGAUGGUCGUCUAAAAUCGAAACGAUUCUCGUUACGCGAACCCAACCGAACGAUUCGCACGAGCACCGAUCGUCGCUCGAAGCUUAUCUCUGCACCUACCAACUUCAACCAUAUCUCGCACAUGGGCCCGGGAGAUGGCAUUCAGAAGCAGCGGUUGCUCGAUCUACCAACGACGAUCGAGACGGCCGACCAGAGCACGCAACAGCAACGGAUUUCAACGAUGCGUCAUGCACCGCCACCACCCCGUGCACCUCCUCGUCCAUCCAUGAUCCAUCAGUUGAAUGGAUCGAACAACUCUCUGCCGGGUGCAAAGCGUACGGCUCCGGCCCGGCCACGCGAUCAGCCUCCAUCGUUACCACGUUCACCUAGUCCGUUGGGCAGCAUGUCCUCCCUACAUGACGUUCUUAAGGUGUCGGUCGCUGAUAUGCAAUCGGAAUCACGGCAAAGUGUGGCGAGCAACAAUUCCAGCUCGGUAUCAACGCCACCCUCCCCGACGAACGAUCGGUUAAGUUCAAGCUACGACUCAUAAUGUUUCCUGAAAUAUUUCACCAAAUUGCUAACCAUUCGCUCCACGCUGGAACACAGCGGACGAUCGUUUUGCUUGAAGGGGCCCACCCAACAACCACCCACAGCUUCGCGCCAUACGGAUCGCAGCGAAUCGGACCGGGCGGACGGCACCUAGCGGACUAAGAGUUCUUUAUUGUUUUUUUUUUUUUUAAAUCGUUUUGUUGUGUUAAUGUUUCUCAUGUGAAAUGCGCCAUAUAUCGUUACAUCGAGUUUUUUUGUUUCUUCGCCCACCAAAAAGAGGUUUUCAUCAUUUUCAUCAGAAAUUAGGGGGGGGGGGGGGGGACUUUAUGCUGGCCCAACGAUACACAACGACAUUGUAGAGGUGAAGUGUACUUGUGUGUGUGUGAAGAUAUCAUUUCAUUUUAAACCCACGGUGGGUCCAGCAACAGCCCGCUAUUGUUUUGCUUUCCUCCUCUCCCUUUUUUUUGUUCUACCCCAUAGGAUGAGGUGCUAAGUGUAAAUGAUCGAUGAUCUCUUCCUCUGGUCUAUCUCUCUACUUACUACCUAAACUUACUAGAUAUACUUUCUUCGUUUUUUUAGUUCUCUUCUCUUACAAACUAAACAAAAGAAAUGUGUCAGGAAACAAAGUAUCAAUUAUGGGCAGAGGCUGAGCUCUGGGACCGACCUCUUCGGGACGGGUUGUCACGACGGCACCAGUAAAGUCGAUUAAACGAACAAACUUACAAAUGAAAAUGGGGCUCGGGGCAUGUGAUUGGUAAUCGAAAAAGCAAGAGCAACCUCCGUUUUGCUGUGGUGGGUGAUGGUGGUGGUGUUGUAGUAAUACAGCUGUGUUCCGUUUACGUGCGUGUGUGUGCGCGCGUGUGUGUGUAUGUGCUAUACAACGUUUGUAAGAAAAGGUAGAGUUGAUAGACGGGGAGGGGGGGGUGGAAUUCAUUACCAUUACAAUGUUUAGGAAUUUAAUGAUGUGAAGCAAAGCUAAAACGAUAGUCGCCUAGUGUACGUUUUGUCCCUAUAUCUAUACGCUCUAUAAAAUUACGCCAUGUAUUCCUGCCGAGUAAUAUAGUAUUUGAUAUUCAUUCCUAGAGAUACCAUUAUGCAUACAUACGUGCUGUAAAAACAACGCAGGAUCGGUAGGAACGGAUCGGUUCUCUACAGCCGAUCCGGUUUAGAAUAACACGCGCUAAGGAACAUUACGCAAAGCACAUUCUCAUACUCUAACUGGUACAGUUCUUGUUCAUCUCACACGUUUACUCUCCCCCUUAUCGACGACGACGUUCACUAAUGUUUUAUCAACUCGUGUUAAACUUCAUCGAAUUUCGAAAACAGCGAAACGCGUUUCGAGUGUUGUGGCAUAGCAAUAUAUCCCUUACCCUUUAUCGUACUAAAUCUGUUCUGUGCUGCUUUCUUAAAUCACACACAUACGCUAUUACCAUUGUACAUUGCGCCAUUAGCAGGUUUGAUCCCGUUGUGAAGGAUCGCAAACACACACACACACGCGCGUGCGCAUGCACGGCAACGUUUGCCAAAUUACUAGUGGCACGGAACACUACUCGCAAACCAAACAAAUGUCUUAUUAAGGGGGCUAAAUAUAUUACAGAAACACACACACACACAACUACCCACACACAGAUGGUGCUUCCAAAAGUAGCCGUUGCAGAAUUAAGCGGUAAGAAUAAAAUUGUACGCUCGCUGCUCUCCUCCUUCGCGAAGCACGAUAAAACGCGUAGGGCGUAACACGAGCGGCAAAAAAAGGUGUCAAUAUACAAACAAACAAACAAAAAAUGACAAAAUGAAAUCAAAUUAUACAUAUACCACCUUCAGAACAUGUUUACAUUGCAUACAAAAUUAGUAACGAAAGUCAAGCCCCCGGGGAAGAGGACACGGACCGUUCCGUGGUGAGGAGGACGCGCGGUCGCAAACACGCACGUGUCCUUAUUGCGUAAAUGUGGGCUAACAGGAAGAGUAAGAGAGGGAGAGAGAGAGAAAAAAAUGAUGAAACUAUGAGGACAAUAUUUAGUAUUUUCAGUGCAGAUUAAUACUGCACUUUUGUUGCAUAAUGUGUAUAACGUCGCACCGCAACAACGGACAGCACCGACGGCAAACGCGCGACGGGACGCGAAAAGGCGGGCGCCUGAAACACGAGCAUGAGCAUAUCGGGAGAAGGUAGCGUUGUGUCUUGAACGGUGGCUCACUAACGGACGUUUAAACUAUCGAUCAUCCAUUAUAUACAGUUCACGCGCGAUGGCAUACAUUAGCUAACAACGUUUACACUCUAAGGUUUACUACGCGACUUUGAAACGAAGGCUAUCGGGCUGUCGGGGGAACCUAAUGAAACGAGAACCGCCCCCAUCUCUCAUCCGGACGGCUUUUUAUCGUAAAUUUUAACUCGCCUGUUUGUGGUUUUAUUUUAAAUACUCUUCUUAAUGCGGCCCCCGUAACGAUUGAUGCUUCUGUGGUGGUGUAGCGGAAUUCGGUCGAUUGAGUUUACUCUCUCAAGACUUACAAACUUACAAAUUGAAGAGACGCCAUUUCUUUUAAAUUUUCCUUUUUAGCUUUGUUUUUAAUAGUUAAAAAUGUUUUUUUUUUUCGUUUUAUUUAUUUAACUGUAACACCAGCAAAACGGAAAACUAAAAAUCGCGCGCUCACCCGCUCUCAAAAACGAUUUGUGGUUAUUUAUGUGCGUAGUGUAGUUUGAAAUGUGUGAGCCGCCCCCGGGGGAAACAGAUGAAAGGUUAUAAGGGGCUCUACACAUUCGGAUCGGCUGGCGAUAGUAAGGUUUCUUUCUGUUCUUCGAGACGAGAGUGUAAAAGCGGAAAGAGAGAGAGAGAUAGAGAUGGAAGAAAGAGUCAAAUUAGCUGGUGAAGAAAAGCGUUGUAAAGAUAAAGGAUUAACUUGAAAAGAACUAAACCAGGUCUUAUACACUUAAGCCAGAUUGGGCGCUGUUGUGCGUAUGUGUGUGCUUUAAGUGUACAGUUGUGCGAAGGGGAAAAAAAUCAAGCGGACAUAUACGACGAUACAGCCCCACAGCAGCAGCGUUGACACAUGCAUGCUCUCCCAAAGCGAUAUGCGAAUUGAUACAAAACAGCAACGAAUGAGAACGAAUAACAGGAACAACUCACUCAAGUAUGGUAAUGUCCUUAAGCAGUAGCACGGCGAAGAAACGGUGUGGAUGCGCGGUUACAAAACUAAAAUAACAAAACGAGCCAAACAGAUUGAAA